UACUGUGCAUAUCCAUGUUCUGGUCUUCCUGUCUCCUUUUUUCUUGUCAGCUACUCCCCCAUUGGCUAACUCCACAUGAGGGUAGGGUGAUUAGACAAUCAUUAGAUCCAAUAAAACAUAGCUGGUUAACAGUUUGUUAACGUUUGACUAGACAUAUGGGGCUGCUGAGAUCCCUCUGAGGUCUAGGGAGUGACUCGCUCGAUCUCUCCGGCAAGACUGUGAUCAUGACACCCAUAACGCAUCUGUUGUUGCUCCCACUCCUGUUCAGCAUAGCUGGUGCGAAGGAUCUGGAGGAAAAGAAGGGCUUGUUUGAGAACACGGCACUGAAUGUGCCAGAGGGGACUCCAGUGCCAUAUCCCAUCUAUCAGUUUCAGGUGACCCAUCCAGGUGUUAGUGAUUUCAGGUUGAGUGGAGAAGGCAAGGAAGACAUUAGGAUUUCAAAAGAUGGGUGGCUAUACCUGGAGAAGCCUCUGGACUGGUCUCGAGAUGACCAUUACAUUAUCAUGGUGGAGGCGCUGGCAGGUGAUGAAGUUGUUGAUGGCCCAGUUUAUGUGACCAUAAAUGUGUUGGACAUCAACAACAAUGCUCCUUACUUCAACCAGAGCACCUACACAGCUGUGGUCAGAGAAAACAAUGGCGCAGGUAUCCCAUUUACCCGUGUGUUUGCGUUGGAUCAAGAUGACCCACAGACUCCCAACGCUCAUCUGAGCUACAGCCUGGUGAGCCAGAUCCCCAACAAUCACCACAUCCUCCUGUUCCAGAUCGAUCCUAACACGGGAGAGAUCUCCACUACAGAAGCAGGGGAAAGGAUGAUCAAAGCCAGACAAGGUAUCCAGUAUGGCAAAGGAGAGGAUCGGAGCAUUGAUGCUCUGAAGACAAAGUUUAAUGACUACUGUCCAGUGCAGAAUAUCCCCUAUGAAGAAAACCCCUUCUUCACUUGUGUGGAGAGAGCAGAAAUAAGGAGGAGGAAUGUAGACCCCUUGGAGGACCCAGACUACACCCUGUCUGUGCGUGUGCAGGACCUGGAAGGAGCGUCGGAGACCUCGCUGAGUGGAAAUGCCAUAGUGCACAUUGUCGUGCAGCAAAACCUGUGGGUCAAUCCUGGACCUAUAAUUGUUAAAGAACACUUAAAGGAAACAUAUCCAUUAGUUAUUGCAAAGGUCCAGUCUAAUGAGCCCAACGCCAUCUACACGUUAGUGCAGAAAGAGCGAGAGAUGAAAUUCCCCUUCCAGAUUACAGAAGAUGGAGAAAUACAUCUGACAGAUGAGCUGGAUAGGGAAGACAAGGACAUGUACAUCCUAGUGGUGUUUGCAGUGGAUAGCAAUGACAAACAGCUGGAUCCCCCCAUGGAGAUUCAAGUCAUAGUGGAGGAUCUAAACGACAAUGCACCAGUGUGUGCAAAUAAGGAGAGUGUGUUUGAGGUGCAGGAGGAUGAACCAGUAGGUAGCCUGAUUGGACAACUGUUGGCCCAUGAUGACGAUCAAGCCGGGACACUGAACGCUCAGCUGACUUUCACCAUUGUGUCCCAAAAUCCACCCACCACAUCCAACUCCUUUUCCAUUGACGCUGCUUCUGGAAGAAUCCAGUCAUUAAGCUCGCUGCAGCGAAAAGACCAGCAGGUGUAUAAUCUCAGCGUCAGAGUCAGUGACCCAGUGUUCAGCACAGAAUGUGAGGUCGUUGUCAAGAUCAUUGAUGUCAACAACGAGAUGCCUCAGUUUGAGAAGAAUGAUUAUGGCAGUCACACUCUGGCAGAGGACACUCCUGUUGGACACACAGUGCUGACCAUCAGCGCGACAGACGCUGAUGACCCAGACAGCGGCAGCUCCUUUAUCGAGUUCCACAUCACUGCUGGUGACAAUGAUAACAUUUUUGUUGUGGAAACCGACGGCAAAGGCGUUGGCCAUCUGGUCAUAGCUAAGCCUCUGGACUUUGAGUCCUCUCCCACCUACAAGCUCCAGAUUGAUGCUCGUAACCCAGAGCCGCUGAUGAAGGGUCUGGAGUACGGCAGCAAAUCCACAGCCUUUGUUUCUGUGUCUGUCACUGACGUGGACGAGGCUCCAGAGUUCAGUCUGGACAUACUGGAUGUGACUGUGCCUGAAAACACCACCAAAGGAUCAGUGCUGCUCACUGUGGAGGCAAAGGAUCCAGAAGGCAAAGAGAUCAGUUUUAAGAUGGACGGUGACACUCGGGGCUGGCUGGAGAUCGAUGCUGCCACUGGAGAGAUUAAGACCAAAGACAAGCUGGACAGAGAAACCUUAGAGACUUUUGAAGUCACUGUGACUGCAUUUGAGAAAGAGAACCCUGAAAAGUCUUCUGAGCGAGUUGUGUCUGUGAGGCUGCUGGAUGUGAACGACAACUUCCCUAAACUGAUGGAGACCCAGGCCUUCAUCUGUGUGAAGAAACCCGAACCUAUCAUUAUCAAGGCCCAAGACACAGACAGUGCCCCCUUCUCUCAGCCCUUCACCUUCAGCUUCAUUUUCGCCCACGGCAAAAAAUCACCCAACUGGGACUUGAAAAGUAUCGACGGUACAACAGCUAAAUUGAUCCUGAAAAAACAACCAACUGAAGAUAAAACCUUCACUCUACCCAUUAACAUUAGAGACAAUGCAGGCAUGGGAAUCACACAGUCGUUUGAGGUGAGAGUAUGUAACUGCACCGAGCUGGGCUACUGCUACUUUGCACCAGAUGAACGUGCCUUCCGUUUGGGGAUGGGACCCACCAUUGGGAUCCUGGUUGGCACUCUGGGAUUCUGCGUUAUUAUCUUCAUUAUAGUUAUAAGACGUGCAAAUAAAGGGGGCAAGAAGACGACUGAAGAACAAGAGAGGAACGCCUUGAUGUAGAGACUGCACACACACACACACA
Messenger RNA from Etheostoma spectabile (orangethroat darter), 2862 nucleotides. RefSeq names its product cadherin 17, LI cadherin (liver-intestine) (gene cdh17). Gene Ontology annotation, molecular function: cadherin binding; calcium ion binding; beta-catenin binding. Gene Ontology annotation, biological process: cell morphogenesis; adherens junction organization; cell-cell junction assembly. The record is from RefSeq and is a predicted model, not a curated record. The coding region runs from base 225 to 2840 and encodes 871 amino acids. Lineage: Eukaryota; Metazoa; Chordata; Actinopteri; Perciformes; Percidae. Gene Ontology annotation, cellular component: catenin complex; adherens junction; plasma membrane. The transcript is spliced from 19 exons.